This is a messenger RNA of Cyclocybe aegerita, 435 nucleotides long. Lineage: Eukaryota; Fungi; Basidiomycota; Agaricomycetes; Agaricales; Hemipholiotaceae. The record is from the annotation of a GenBank genome assembly.
AUGACCCGCACGGCUCGCGCAGCGUAUCCUCGUGCUGUGAUCCACGACCGUCAUGAUUCUCGUUCCGGCCUAGACACCAGCCUGCGCAAGUCCGGCGCCGGCCAGCACAACUGGGGCAGCAUUGCCAACGAGCGCGAGCUCGAGAGCGCUGCCUUCGAGGACGAGAUACACGACGAGGAGGAAGUCGUCGAGGCCGCCACCGAGAACAUUUCGUCCAGCCCUACCUCCUCGGAAGGGGGCAAGCCCGAGAUCACUCGCAGCACCAGCAGCCUCUCGGAUGACGAGCUCGAGAAGGCGCGUCAGUUCAGGAAGAAUGCUUUCAAGAAGACUGGUGAGAUCGACUUGACGGCCAUCGCGCGCACUUCCGCGGCUGUGUCCACCUCUCCCCCUCUCCGUGACGACAAGAUUACCCGCUCCACCUCUGCCGGUCUCUAA